Molecule: messenger RNA, 1561 nt
Organism: Setaria italica (foxtail millet)
Lineage: Eukaryota; Viridiplantae; Streptophyta; Magnoliopsida; Poales; Poaceae
Product: probable carboxylesterase 17
Exons: 1
Coding region: 113-1228 (371 amino acids)
Molecular function (GO): hydrolase activity
Source: RefSeq, a predicted model, not a curated record
GCAUAAUUGUGCUCGAUAGCCGGCGGCCCCCGGGGACGUGACACAUCGCACGCACGAAGCCUGCCGCUUUUGGCUCCGCCCGCCGUGCCGCCCGUGAGGCCGGCAGCUUUGCAUGAGGAGGCGGAGGAUGGGGGCACUGCACAUCGUCGGCGAGCCCAGGGUCACCUUCCAGCAGCAGCCCACCGCCGCCGCCGGCGGCGGCGGCAAGAACGGCCACGGCGCCGUCGUCGAGGAGAUCCACGGCCUCAUACGCGUCUACAAGGACGGCCACGUCGAGCGCCUCCCGGCGAUCCCCGACGUGCCCUGCACGUGGGGAGCCACGGCGCCCGGCGCACCGGGCGGCGUCGUGGCGAGGGACGCGGUGGUCGACCGCGCCACGGGCGUGUGGGCGCGGCUGUACGCGCCGAUGGCGGCGGCGACGACUGGGGCCAGGCUCCCCGUCGUGGUGUACUUCCACGGCGGCGGGUUCUGCGUCGGCUCCGCGGCCUGGAGCUGCUACCACGAGUUCCUCGCGCAGCUCGCCGCGCGGGCGGGCUGCGCCGUCAUGUCCGUGGACUACCGCCUCGCGCCCGAGCACCGCCUGCCCGCCGCGUUCGACGACGGGCUCGCGGCGGUGCGCUGGCUGCGGCACCAGGCGGCCGUGGCCGCCACCCGCGCCGCGGCACCUGACGAGCUCUCCUGGUGGCGGGCCCGCUGCGGCUUCGACCGCGUGUUCCUCAUGGGGGACAGCGCGGGCGCCAACGUCGCCUUCCACGUCGCCGCGCGGCUGGGCCAGGGCCACCUCGGCGCGCUGCACCCCGUCACCGUCAGGGGCGCCGUCAUCGUCCAGCCCUUCUUCGGCGGUGAGGCCCGCACCGCGUCGGAGAAGACCAUGGCCCAGCCGCCGGGUUCCGCCCUGACGCUCCCCACCUCCGACUGCUACUGGCGGCUGGCGCUGCCGGCCGGCGCCGGCCGCGACCACCCCUGGUGCAACCCGCUGUCCCGGGCGGCGCCGCGCCUGGAGACGCUCCCGCUGCCGCCCGUCCUCGUCUGCGUCUCGGAGCAGGACAUCCUGCGCGACCGCAACCUGGAGCUGUGCCGGGCGAUGCGCAAGGCCGGCAAGAGCGUGGAGCAGGCCACGUACGGCGGCGUUGGGCACGCGUUCCAGGUGCUCCACAACUGCCACCUGUCCCAGCCGCGGACGCAGGAGAUGCUCGCGCACAUCAAGGCCUUCGUCUGCGCCAGGUAGCAGCAGCAGCAGCAGCCAACCGUCGCCCCCGUUCGCCCGUCGCUAACACUCGCCGUGUUAAUCCACCCGCCUCCUAAUCCAAUCGAAGAGUAGAUGCCGUGUAAGCAACCUUGUGAAGUAGUAGUAGUAGUAAUACUCCAGUGUAUGUGACUUUGAACUACGUGUACUCCAGUUCAGCUGAAAAGCGUCCAAUGCCCAACUCCGAUUGUUGUAGCGGUGUCGGAAAGCAAAAGGCUUGGCAGAAACCAAACAAACAGAAAAACAGUGUACGACGUGGUCGCUCCAUGGAUAUAUGAAUAUGAUUGCUGUGCAUUUCUUAUUGACACAAGCAAA